AUGAUCUUACCAAAGCAACGGGUUUACGCCAUUGUUCCGCAACAUGGCCCGUCAAUCGAAAGCGAAAGAUUACUUCUUCGACCAGUGGAAGACUCCGAUGCCACUGCACUAUUCGGAAUUCGCUCGCUUCCCGAAGUUGCAGCAAUGAACUGGCCCAAAGAACCCUUCAAAUCAAUUGAACAGACUCGCGCGUGGAUGUCAACCAAAAUCUUCACAGCUGGUCCCUCCGAUGUCAUCGGGCGCUCCUUCAACUAUGCCAUCAUCGACAAAUCCAGCCCAAAUCCACAGCGCGUCAUCAGGUAUCUCAGUAUCAAUCAGGUAGCCCCUUACCCUGAGAUUGGGUAUUCAUUGCACCCUGGUUCGUGGGGAAAAGGCAUCGCAACGGAGGCUUUGCAAUUGAUGCUGAAGAUGUGGUGGGCCCUGCCACGUCGGAAGCAAAACGAGGAUGAACCCCAGCCCAAUGAGCCUGAGAAGGCCUUUGCUCUCUGCGAAAAGAUAAAUUUUGGAAGCCAUCGAGUACUUGAAAAAUGCGGCUUCAAAUUGAUUGGUGAAUACUCAUACGGGGGAGAUGCUCUUUUUGUGUUUGCGUUGGAAAAGCCGUGA
Molecule: messenger RNA, 603 nt
Organism: Penicillium olsonii
Lineage: Eukaryota; Fungi; Ascomycota; Eurotiomycetes; Eurotiales; Aspergillaceae
Source: the annotation of a GenBank genome assembly